Molecule: messenger RNA, 432 nt
Organism: Penicillium canariense
Lineage: Eukaryota; Fungi; Ascomycota; Eurotiomycetes; Eurotiales; Aspergillaceae
Exons: 1
Coding region: 1-432 (143 amino acids)
Source: RefSeq, a predicted model, not a curated record
AUGCAAUCAGAACAAGAACAGUUGCAGAAAAAGAAUCAGGAUCUGGUCGACCUGUACCGCGAGACGUCGAAGAAGCUCACGCAGAUGACCAGUCUCUACAACUUGCUCAAGGCUCGUGCCAUGAAAGCUCGAAUGCAGACAGCCGCUUCGGAGAACGUAUCUCAAACCUUGAAUACACUCUCGUCUCGCCCCGGUCCCACCAUGCCCAUGACACAGCCUGGACCAUCGAUGCCAGCGAUCCCAACAGUGCGCACCCCCAAAACACCUUGCUUCCCUCUGAGUCCAGAAGGAGUGGAGCAGCUGCAUCGAUACCAGCGGAGCGGGACUGGUAGCUCGAAGAGAUCAAGACCGCAGGUCGGAGGGACUUCGGCGAUGCCCCCGCCACCAGGCCAUACUGUCAUGAAUAUUCGAGCUGGUAAGCAAUAUGAAUGA